Molecule: messenger RNA, 1752 nt
Organism: Purpureocillium lilacinum
Lineage: Eukaryota; Fungi; Ascomycota; Sordariomycetes; Hypocreales; Ophiocordycipitaceae
Biological process (GO): regulation of transcription by RNA polymerase II
Molecular function (GO): DNA-binding transcription activator activity, RNA polymerase II-specific
Source: RefSeq, a predicted model, not a curated record
AUGUAUUCUGACGACGACGCCGGCUACGAUGCGGCUUUGCAGUGCGACGAGUCGAAGCCGCGCUGCGUGAGGUGCGCGUCCUCGGGCUUCGCGUGCGUUUACGCUUCGCCACCAUCCUCCCGCGCGUCGCAAAGACGAGGAGCAACAGCAGCAGCGCCACCGGGGCCGGCAUCGGGCUCAUCCCUGUCCCCGCCGUCGCGGCAUUCAUCACCCUCCUCCUCCUCGUCGUCCGCGGCGGCAGCAAACAAUCGUACCGGUGUGCUGCGUCUCGAGCUCGAGCUCAACCUGGAUCUUGACCUGGAUCUUAACCUGAACCUGACCCUUGGCGGCGGCAGGAAAGCCAGGCAGAUGGUGUGGGCGCCCCUCGAGCCGCAGCGCCGCGUGCCCGUCGUCUUGCCUCUUGCGGUCGUCUCCUCCGCCCCUCGUUGCAAAGCAUCUGCGUUGGAUGAUGGCGGUGGCGGCAGCUACGAGCUGCGGCCGCGGGACCUCGCCGCGCUGCAGCGCUUCAUCGACCGCACGGCCUGGACGUUUGGCGACACGAGCUACGGGGGUGAACGCGACGAGGAGAUGGCGAUGGUGCCCUUUGGCGGCGGCGGCGGGCGGCGGCGGAACUGGUACUCGGAGGCGGCGCUCGGGCUGGGCAACUCGAACCCCUUCCUGCUGCACAUCUUCAUCGCCGUCGCCCUCCUGCACGACAUGCACCUCGCCAGCGCGUCCGCCAACUCCAGCUCCUCCACGGGCGACGCCGCCGCCGCCGCGCAGCGCGCCCGCCUCGCCUUCCACUGGUACCACGGCACGGCGCUGUUCCAGCGGCAGCUCGCGUCCGUGACGGCCGUCAUGUCGGCGUGCAACUACGACGGCAGCAAGGCGCCCUCCUCGUCGGCGCGCGACGCCCUGUGGGUAGCCGCCGCGCUGCUCGGCGCCGCGGCGUAUGCGGACGUCGGCAGCGGCGGCGAGAUCCCCGACUCAACAGACGAGCGUCCCGGGGCCAGGGACAGUAGGAUGACAAGAAGGACAAAGACGCAAGGGAAGCCGCAGCGGCAGCGACAGCGGCACCUCGUGUGGCCGCUCCGUCCUGGCAGCCACCCCUCGGACCUCGACUGGCUCAAGCUCGGCCACGGCAAGACGGCCGUCUGGCACGUCGCCGACCCGUCCCGCCCGGAGAGCGUCUUCCACCGCCUCGGCGAGUCGCUCGCCCGGGAUCCUCCCCCGGAUGGCCAUCUGCCCGUCGACUGGGACGCGCUGCCGCCGCUGUUUGCCCGCGUGUUCAGUCCCGCAGCGACAUCAUCAUCACCAUCAUCAUUAUCCACCUCCCCAUCUUCCACUUCCUCAUCCUACUCCUCCUCCUUCACCGGCGCCGACAGCAGCAGCGACAGUAGGGACAGCAGCGGGAUCACCAACCCCUACCACGUCCCCCUCUCCAUCCUCGCGCAGCUCUUCCCCCAGCGCGCCUCGGACCGCAACGUCUCCCGCUUCCUCACCUUCGUCGCGCAGCUGCCCGCGCCCUUCCGCCGGCUGCUCGAGCGCCGGGACCCGCGCGCCCUGCUGCUGCUCGCGUACUGGCACGCCAAGGUCGCGCGCCGGCCCUCGUGGUGGGUGCGCCGCCGCUCAGUCGUCGAGGGGCUCGCCAUAUGCGACUACCUCGCCGGCCCUCGCUGCUGCGACGCCGCGGGCCCGGAUGUCGUCGCGCUGCUCGAGUGGCCGCGCCGCGAGCUGCUCGAGGUGCAGGCCCGGGACACGACGUGCUGGUGA